AUGCAAGCUGAGGCAAAACCCCCGCCAGGAAGCCGAAUACCGACAUCAAUACCGAGGGGUCUCCAAUCCUCUGGCCAUGUUCUACGACUCGAAGACGAGACGCAACUGGCCGACCAUGUUGCUUUGAUUGCUCAUAGUUCCGAAGGAUUUCCGGAGAUAGCGGCAGUUUGCAUUGAGGAGCAGCCAGACCAGCAAGGGCUUAUCAUACGACUCGCUCGUAAAGAGCUGCAGCGAACAGAGGAAGUCGAAAGUAUACGAGGUCUACUUGGGGUUCUAGAGGGCUGCACAAGUGGGGUCCUACACAGAAGCGCCGUACAGGAUCGACUUUUCAACGGAGUACUAGCGAUUAGUGAAAAUCGAAUCCUGCAGAGAUUGAUGCCGCCCUGGUACCCUGCACCAUCUCAUUGGAGUGCAAAGCAGAGACUGAAAAGGACAUCGCUGCGCCACCGCAUGACGACGUUGCUACUUCCUAAACUACGAGGAAAAAAAUUUCACAUGGUUGACCUGAAGUUGACUCAUGUCUUAGAGGCUUUAGAGCCUUUAGAAUCAAAGCAAAUCGGCCCUGAGUUGCGCAAGCGCGUAGAAAUCGCAGUGCAAUGCUGCGCCAACGCAUCUAUCGGCACAGAACAGAAGUCACUCGAGUCACAGCUCAAGCCUGCUCUGAACCAGUUCUCUGAGGCAGCACGAAAGGUUGUUGCCCAGAUCAACAAAAUUGUCAGAUAUCUCAACUUAAGCAGAGACCUGGCCAAAAUAAUGAUGAGAAAGGCUUAUCGCAAUAUCUUCAAACAGAUCACCCUCAAGCCUCUUCUUUCACCCUCACCUAUUCUGCCAAAUGGAACGGCAAACCUUUGUUUCGUCUACGCGUAG
Colletotrichum orchidophilum is the source of this 867-nucleotide messenger RNA. RefSeq lists its product as uncharacterized. The transcript has 2 exons. The coding region runs from base 1 to 867 and encodes 288 amino acids. The record is from RefSeq and is a predicted model, not a curated record. Lineage: Eukaryota; Fungi; Ascomycota; Sordariomycetes; Glomerellales; Glomerellaceae.